AUGAACAAAAUAGUCAAGAAGCUAUUGAAACGGCAGCUUGACAAGGCUAAAGGAGCCUGGCCGAAGAAGCUUCCAGAGGGAUUAUGGGCCAUUAGGACAUCCUACCGAACGGCAACCGGGGAAACACUGUUCUCCAUGGCCUUUGGCUCGAAAGCGGUAGUCCUAGUGGAAAUUGGAGAACCCUCCUACCGAACGAAAACUUUCGCCCCAAAGGCGAAUGAGGAGGCAUUUGCCUUAAGCCUCGACCUGAUCGAAGAACGCCGAGCGCAAGCCAACCUUCGGAACGAAGCUUACAAACAGCAUGUCUCUCGGUACUACGACUCUAGGGUCAGAUCCCGCUCGUUCUGA
This is a messenger RNA of Prunus armeniaca (apricot), 348 nucleotides long. NCBI's taxonomy places the organism in Eukaryota, Viridiplantae, Streptophyta, Magnoliopsida, Rosales, Rosaceae. The record is from the annotation of a GenBank genome assembly.